AUGUUAUCUAAUGCCACUGCCCAUAUUCAACCCUAUGAUCAGGGAAUUAUUAAUUCGUUUAAAUACUUUUAUAAGAAGAAUUUUAUUAGUAAUAGAAUUAAUGCAUAUGAUUCUGUAUCUGAUAAUCCAAAUGAGAACCUGCCAGACUUUACAAUCCUUGAUGCAAUUUAUAUUGCAGCUGAUGCUUGGAAAAAACAUUAUAAUAUUGAGAAUGAGCAAGCUCAUGAUUUAGAUGAUAUGAUUGCAAGACUCCCAAUUGAUAACCCGCUUAGUGCUGAUGAAUUUAUACAUCUUGAUGAUGUUUUAUUAAUUGAAGAAAUACCGAAUAAUAUAAUCUUAAUUGAACAAAUUCGCUGUAAACAAGAUGAUGAGGAUGCUCAAUCAGAUGAAGAAGAUAAUAGUACAACAGUGUUAUGUAAAUUUUCUUUAAGGAAGAAAAACAAUUUGUGA
Messenger RNA from Scutellospora calospora, 450 nucleotides. NCBI's taxonomy places the organism in Eukaryota, Fungi, Glomeromycota, Glomeromycetes, Diversisporales, Gigasporaceae. The record is from the annotation of a GenBank genome assembly.